AAAAAAAACAAACAGCUGACAAAACGUCAAUUUUAUCCGGUGUGGUGUUUAUUUGGUAUUUUUCUAAAAUAUGAUGUUAUGAAAUACCAAAUGCUGUGGUUAGGAAAACAUGCUGGCGUAGCCUUAAAAGGAAGACAUAGCUUCUCUAUUGCUACCAGAUCUUUUUCAUGUCUUCACAAACGUGACAAUGAACCAAAAAAGACAUCACCUUGGUUGCUCCAUACCACACAUAGACAAAUUGCAACUGAACCAACAGGUUUGGCGGGUUUUUGGCAAACUCUUUCCAACUCCACUCCAGUUGCAUAUAUGCAACAAGGACUCGUUGAAAUUCAUGAUUUCACUGGGUUACCUUGGUGGGCAACAAUUGUCUUGUCCACAUUUGUAUUUCGAACUCUUGUCACUUUGCCAUUGACGAUUUAUUCAAAUAAAAUUAUGGCAAGAAUCGAAUUGAUUACAUUGGAAAUGCCUGCUUUAGUUGCUGAACUGAAGCAGGAGGCAGCUGUAGCUAUGAAGAAAUUCAAAUGGACUGAAGCACAAACUAGACGAGUCUAUAAUCAUUCGCUCAAAAAGCAAUGGAAUCAAUUAAUUGUUCGAGAGAACUGCCAUCCCGCCAAAACAUUAAUAGUACUAUGGGGACAGAUACCUCUAUGGGUAUUCCAAUCGGUAGCUCUUCGAAAUUUAGUUUAUAUGCUGCCAAAUCCGAAUUCCUUAGAUGCCCAGUUGGUAUUCACCGAAUUAACGCUGGGAGGCUUUGGUUGGAUUCCAAAUUUAACUGAAGUUGAUAGUUCUUAUAUUCUUCCUGUGGCACUUGGAAUCAUUAAUUUAUCUAUUAUUGAAAUGCAACAAAUGGUAAAAACACGUCCUGCUGGAAAGUUUCAGGCGAUAUUUACAAAUGUUUUUCGAGUUUUAAGUGUGGCAAUGGUACCAAUCGCCUGUACAGUUCCUUCGGCACUUUGUGUUUAUUGGACAGCAUCCAGUUCUUAUGGUCUUUUGCAAAAUCUACUCUUACUUUCGCCGAAAUUUAGAAGAGCCGUUCGAAUACCACAAACACAAACUGAACUACAAAAUCCAUAUCAACAUUUGUGGAUGAGUAUCAAAGCUAGAACUGGUAAUGGACCAGCACCUGUGUUACCAAAGAUAAAUAAUAAUGAAACACAAAAGAAAUAAAAAAGGCCUAAUAGUUUAA
Episyrphus balteatus (marmalade hoverfly) is the source of this 1186-nucleotide messenger RNA. Its product is annotated as cytochrome c oxidase assembly protein COX18, mitochondrial. Gene Ontology annotation, molecular function: membrane insertase activity. Lineage: Eukaryota; Metazoa; Arthropoda; Insecta; Diptera; Syrphidae. The record is from RefSeq and is a predicted model, not a curated record. The coding region runs from base 79 to 1167 and encodes 362 amino acids. Gene Ontology annotation, biological process: protein insertion into mitochondrial inner membrane from matrix; mitochondrial respiratory chain complex IV assembly. The transcript is spliced from 5 exons. Gene Ontology annotation, cellular component: mitochondrial inner membrane.